Molecule: messenger RNA, 965 nt
Organism: Salvelinus sp. IW2-2015
Lineage: Eukaryota; Metazoa; Chordata; Actinopteri; Salmoniformes; Salmonidae
Source: RefSeq, a predicted model, not a curated record
AUGUGGUAUACUGUCCAGAGGUUCCAGAUAGAACUGGGCCGUGACGAAGAUCACCUGGCGCUGCACUUCAACCCCCGUUUCAAGGACGACACGGACGGUGCUGUGCUUGUGUGCAACUCAAAGAUUGACGGCUGCUGGGGUCACGAGGAGAGAGAGAAACACAGUGACCUCCAACGGGGUUCUACUUUCAAGAUUGUCCUGAAGCUGACCGGAGACGUGUUUGAAGUGGAGAUGCCUAAUGGACAUGAGAUCAAGUUCCCCAACCGUUCCGUCCUGGACGUCGUUACCUACGUUCGCGUCAGAGGGGACUUAAAGCUCACCGCCUUUAAGAUCUACUAAAGAGACCCAUAAUAUCCACCUCGUGUAGCCUGGCAACAACGGCACAGCCAAUUUGUCUCGUUUGCCUUCCAAUUUCCGGUGCAUUCCGGCCCAAUGACACACAAGCAAGUGGGCGGGGCUACAUAUAGAGUUAGACCAAUGGGUAGUAAGACAGCCUGUAUCAAAUACUAAAUGGAAAUAUGGGGUGACCAUGGUACGUUUUGUUGUAACAAUAUUCUGACAUACAGUAAACACAAGGGAAAACUGGGGACGAGGUUAGGAUACUGUCAACUAAUUACAUUCCUUUACAAAUACAGACGUGUUACACACACAUCUUGGCCGGAGWAAAUGUCAGUCAAUGUUUUACUUGUUUUGGUGAGAAAGAAUSUAUUCUUAUACCAUAGUAGACCAAAUGAUUACAUUAUUACUGACCUAAUCUCUCAUGUUCUGAUACCAUAGUAUCCCAAAUAAUUACAUUAUGACUGACCGUGUUGACAGAUUGGGUCAACAAUUACUGAGCAGAAAACAGAAUAGUCAUUGACUCGUAAUUUUUACGACGAUUUGAAAAUGUUAUUUUCUGUAUACAUUUAAUGAAGCAAAACAAAAUGGACUUAUGUCAUGUCAUCAAUAAAGUGAAGCAUCCUCAA